Molecule: messenger RNA, 333 nt
Organism: Alternaria ventricosa
Lineage: Eukaryota; Fungi; Ascomycota; Dothideomycetes; Pleosporales; Pleosporaceae
Exons: 2
Coding region: 1-333 (110 amino acids)
Source: RefSeq, a predicted model, not a curated record
AUGGAUCGCUCCACGAAACCAAGCUUCAACUUUGUGAACCUCACACACCCCGACGAUCUCAAAAAUGAAGAAAUGCAACUGCGCAUUCGACGCCUAGCUAUGACUGAGGUCGGCAAAGCGAGAAGAAAACCCAAAACGAAGAGGGCGCGCAAUGAAAUCGUCCUCGAGUUUCGCAAUCCGUCUGAGAGUCGCGUCGAUAUUGACCGGUUUGGUGGCGGUCAGCUUGAUCCCUUCAGCCCCUACCCCAUCGAACUCGAUGACUCUUGUCGAGCGCUACUAGCGAACACAAUCAUCCUAGCCAGCUACGUGGCUCCUGGUACCCCGUUGGACUAA